This is a messenger RNA of Diaporthe citri, 1038 nucleotides long. RefSeq lists its product as uncharacterized. The record is from RefSeq and is a predicted model, not a curated record. The coding region runs from base 1 to 1038 and encodes 345 amino acids. Gene Ontology annotation, molecular function: protein farnesyltransferase activity. The transcript has 5 exons. Gene Ontology annotation, biological process: protein farnesylation. Lineage: Eukaryota; Fungi; Ascomycota; Sordariomycetes; Diaporthales; Diaporthaceae. Gene Ontology annotation, cellular component: protein farnesyltransferase complex.
AUGAUCCCCGACCUCUUCACGUCGCCGCCGCCCGUGAGGGAUGAGCUGCAGUCCGCGACGACCGUGUCCCAGGAUGACACGGUGGACCUCUGCCUACCGUUCCUGUCGGGGGAGAAGAACGACGGCUGCAAUGGCUACGGCGUGCCCCGUCUCGACCGGGAGAGGCACAUCAGGUUUCUACACAAGCAGAUGGGUGGUUUCCCAGCCCCCUUCGUCGCUGCAGAUGCCAGUCGGCCCUGGUUCCUCUUCUGGUCUCUGAAUGGGCUGAGUAUGCUGGGCGAGGACGUGUCCUCCUAUCGGCCCUCCUUGAUCGACACCGCUCGUUCCAUGCAGAACGACACGGGCGGCUUUGGCGGCGGCAACGGUCAAAUGUCACACCUGGCGACCACCUACGCCAUGGUCCUGGCCCUGACUCUCGUGGGAGGGGACAGCGUCUAUGAAGUCGUGGACAGGCGAGCAAUGUGGAAAUGGCUUUGUGCCCUGAAGCAGCCAAACGGCGGGUUUCAGAUGGCUGUUGGAGGAGAAGUGGACGUCAGGGGCGCGUAUUGCGCAGCGGUGGUGAUCUCCCUGUUGAACCUCCCAACGAAUUUGACCCCCGAGUCCCUGGCAUGGACCCCCGAUCAUCCCACACUAUUCACGAAGCUGCCAGAGUACGUUCAGAGAUGCCAAACAUUCGAGGGAGGGAUAUCGGCCCACCCGGGUGCUGAAGCACAUGGUGCAUAUGCCUUUUGCGCGCUAGGCUGUCUUGCCAUUCUGGACUCUCCCGACCGCAUCAUUCCGAGAUACCUUGAUGUUCCACGACUCAUCUCUUGGCUGUCCUCGCGCCAGUAUGCCCCCGAGGGGGACAUGGGCAGUACGAUGCUCAGCGCUGGCGGGCAGCCUUACCUUAACACCUCGUGGUCGGUCACGCCUUACCUCGACGAAGCGCAGGUCUUUGACGAGCAGGAUCGCCUCGUUCCGUUGCACCCGCUCUACGCACUUCCGGUCGGUCGCGUCGCGGAUAUAAAGCGGUACUUCGACGCGAAGCCAGGGUUCUAG